UAGCAACCACUAGCAACGUGCAGUAGCGCGCAGUGUUUAAUGUGAUUGAGAACGAUUGAGUGCGGUCCGUACUGGUUCGCAUUGUUUUGCUCUCGCGUAAGCGAGAGGUACAUGUGAACGGAAUAACAGAAGAACGGUGCAACGGUCAGUCUACGCGUCAUUUUUAUCCGCAACGACUGUCCAGCGACGAUCCCGCGCGAAUCCGUUGAUUGACUCGGCACGGUAGGAAAAUCGCGCGCGCGCGCGCGCGAGUAACGGCGAGAUGUCCUUCUCCAAGGCAAGGAUACAACGGUUCAACGAAUUUGGCAGUGAUGCACCUCCACCAGGCUUUUACGAUCCGAAAUUCGACAAUAAAGUGAAAGGAGCUAUUAUUGAGAAGUCCGAUAGGUUUUUAGAUAAUAAAAGUACAAGCAGCGCAGAAUGCAAUGCAUCAGUUGCAUCAGUAAAGAGUAGUGCCACGGCUCCUAUUUUCCGGGUGCCCCAACUGCCACCGAAGCGGCCAAUUGGAAAAUUUGGGAAUUAUCCCAAAUUAAAAACCCCGCAACCUUUAACCAAAAAUCAAAAUAUGAAAUACGAAUCUAAUCAGCAACUUGCGGAUCUCCAAGUAGAAUGUUUGAACAAGGAUAAGACUAUACAGGAACAUGAAAAACACAUCGAGGAUAUGAAAGAUGAGAUACGGAAAUUAGAAACCGAAUUGGAGGAAUUGCGUAAGAAACAAAAUGAAAUAGAAACACAACAUAUGAAAGAUAUAGAAACAAUGGCUAAGUUACAACAGGAUGUAAUAAACGGUCAUGAUGAUAAACAUCAAAUAGAAAUGCAGACACUUCGCUCUCAAUUAUUAGAAAUGACUAAGGAAAAAGAACGAGAGAUUUUAUCGCGAAAAGCAAUGGAAAAGGAACUCAGAAGUCGUGCAACCGAACUAUCGAAAGGAAUAACAACAUUAGAAGCUGAAUUGAAUGCCAAGAAAGAAGAGAACAGAACAAAGAUUGAAACUCUUGAAACGCAUAUUGAAGAAUUAUUAAAUAAGUUGGAAAUAGCGAAACGGGAUCAUGAUAUCGAAAUAGAAUUAUUACAAAAAGAAAAAUGUCAACUCGAUAUCUGUGUCACAAAUUUAACUCAAGAACGAUCUAAUCUUGAAUCUACAUUAGAAAUAAAGCAGAACGAAAUUUCAAAACUUGAAGCUGAAUUAUCUGCUCUGCAACGCAAAUCACAAGAACUUAAAGAGCAAUAUGGAGAACUUACCGACCAUUACGUUCAUAAAAUUUCCGAUUUUACUAAUGAACAUGAGGAAGAAAUUAAACAUUUGAAAAACGACUUUUUAAAAGAAAAAGAAGAACUCUUAAUGCAAAAUGAAGUUUAUAAGGAAUGUGCAUCAAACAUGGAAACCAAGGCAAAUAAAAUGGAAGAAAUAAAUUGUUCUCUCACGGAAGAAUUAAAAAAUCUUCAAAAUAUUCAUACAGACGUGACUCAACGUUUACAUGAAGCUCAAAAUGAACUAAAGCUUUCAAAUGAGAGACAUAACACUAUGAUGGAAAAAUAUAAAAAAGAUUUUAUUGAUAUGACAAAUACACACACUGAAAACAAAUUAAAAUUAGAGAAAGUAUUAGAGGAUGCCGCGGAUGAAUAUUUUAGGGAAAUAGAAAAUAUUAAGAAGAUGAAAGACGAAGAAAUAGAGGAAUUAAAACGAACUUCUGCUAAAAAAAUCGAAGAGGAAACUCAACAGAUAAUGAAGCAUGCUCAGAAAAUGAUCGAACAAGUGGAAGCUGAUAAACGAGAUACACUAAUAGCAUGUUGCACUGAGAGCACGGAACAGGUGAAAAAAACAAUUAUUGAGUGCGACGCGAAAGUAAGCAGAUUACACGUCAGUGCCAUGGUUGAAGAAGCGCGAAAUACUGUAGAAGAGGAGAUGCGACUUGCUAACGACAACUAUAAAAGAUGUUUGCUUCGUAUGGAAGUAGAGCGUACUGCAUUAGAUGAAAAACUUUCUCAAAGAGAUAUUGAAAUUACAAAACUUUCCACGACACUCGAGGAACUAAGAUCAUCCGUAGAAACACAGGCAAGUUUUAGUCAAAGUUUGCAAACUGAGUUAGAUAAAGCAGAAAGUGAAUUGGCGGAGAAGAAACAAGAAUUGAGAGCUUUAAAGGACCACAUUAGAACAGAAGCGGCCGAAAUGGUUGCUAGGAAGAAAAGAUUUGAACUAAUUAUGGCUGAAAAUCAAGCAUCUGUUGCUGCGCUUACUAAUCGGUUGGCUCAAAGCAGUGCUGAAGUGGAAAGAUUACAGUAUGAAGUCAAACGUAGCGAAGACUGCAUACGCGAACAUAAAGAACUGCUUACUGCAAUGCGUUCCAAUUCGCAAUUGGUGCACGAACAAGUUAAUUCUUUCAUGAAAGAGUUAGAUGCUCACAGAGAUCUAGUAGAUCAACAUCAGUCUGGAAAUAUAUCUCAAUUUGAUUCGUUAAAGUCUGUCUUUGAGACAAAAAUACAAAAUCUAAAACAGAAUGCCGCAAAAGAAAUUGCAAGACUUGAAGAUGAUUCCAAACUGAAAACUAUAUUAAAUAAUGAGUUGAGAAUACAACUUGAAGAAAUGACUAAAAGUAUCGCUGAGGCACAAAGUGCAUUACUAUUAUUAGAAGAACAAAAUGAUGCCAGAGAAAUCGAUAUUUCACGAAUGCAGCUAGAAAAUAAUAAAAUUUUGAAUCAAUUAAAGAGUAGCGAGAAAGCGUUAGAAGAAAAUAAACGAUUACUUCAAGAUCAAGCAAAACAACAUAAAAUUAUUACAGAUGAAGCAAAUUCUCGAAUAGAAGAGCUUUCCGAAAAAGCUAAGCAAUUUGAAGAAAUAGAAAAAACUGCAAAGGAAACCACUUUAUUAUUGGAGCAAGAACGAAUCAAAUGGAAAUCUUCGGGAAAUGAACUUUAUCAGCAACUCAAAGAAGAAAUAACACGACGAAAAGAAGCUGAGGAAGAGAUCAAGAAAUUAGAUCUGAUGAAUGAAGUUCUUCAGAAGGAAUACAAAGAAGUUAUUGAAAAAUAUGUUGAUGUAAUUGGUCAUCAGAAUCCUAAGCAAAGAAUCAAACAUGUUAUUCGGCUAAAAGACAAGAACUAUGAACUGGAACAGGAAUUGCUAACCAAGACCAGAUUAGUGGAACAACAACAAAAGACCAUAGAAAAAUUGAAAGCAGAAGAAAAGCGAUCUCAUUGGAAAGGCAAGGAAAAUAUAGGAAUGGUACAUUCAACUCCUAUUUCUUCUCCUCAUAAAACGUUGACGCCAUUGAGGGAUCGAAACGAUUAAUCUCAAGCAAUAGUUCAAUAGCUUGUCUUCUUAAAUUAUUAGUCUAGAUUACAAAUAUUCAAUUUGAAUAAUCGUGCUCGAAUAAUUUCCUAAAGAAUGGAAAAACAGUUACUGCUAAAUAUUAGAGGAAAAUCGCUGAUACUUACACAUCUCUUAAA
Trachymyrmex cornetzi is the source of this 3447-nucleotide messenger RNA. RefSeq names its product hyaluronan mediated motility receptor. Lineage: Eukaryota; Metazoa; Arthropoda; Insecta; Hymenoptera; Formicidae. The record is from RefSeq and is a predicted model, not a curated record. The coding region runs from base 263 to 3289 and encodes 1008 amino acids. Gene Ontology annotation, cellular component: cytoplasm; actin cytoskeleton; dendrite. Gene Ontology annotation, biological process: actin filament organization; calcium-mediated signaling; neuron projection development. Gene Ontology annotation, molecular function: actin filament binding. The transcript has 15 exons.